AUGCGAGAGCACGUCACGCGGACGCUUGCGGCCUCCGCGAUCCAGCGCGUCGAGGCGGCCACCGAGUGCUAUGGUGUCUGCCGAGAGUGCGCGCUCAGAGUGAUGGUCACGCGCACGACACACACGGGCGCAGACUGGACCAAUCAGCGCGCGGCAAUGAGAGCCGAUUCAUUUCAACCAAUGCCGGAGCGAGACAAACAGUAG
Messenger RNA from Peronospora matthiolae, 204 nucleotides. Lineage: Eukaryota; Oomycota; Peronosporomycetes; Peronosporales; Peronosporaceae. The record is from the annotation of a GenBank genome assembly.